Messenger RNA from Rubroshorea leprosula, 763 nucleotides. NCBI's taxonomy places the organism in Eukaryota, Viridiplantae, Streptophyta, Magnoliopsida, Malvales, Dipterocarpaceae. The record is from the annotation of a GenBank genome assembly.
AUUAAUUAAUGACAAUAUUUUGAGAGUAAAAGCGCAAUUAAUGCUAAGCAAAUGCGAUGAUGAGGGUUUAACCCAUCUGUUGACGGUGAAACUUGGAUUUUCAUGGUUGCCGAAGCUGAGUCUGCUUCGCAUUGACUCGGCCAUGUUUUAAUGCAGUGGCUUUAACUCGAACCCAGCCAUGCCCAUCUAGGCUCGCCAUUUCCUGAACACCUCGCCUCUUUCAACGUGGUCCCUACCCACACACAACCAAGUUCGCGAUUCUACAACUCACUACCUCCUCUACUUUGUGCUCUGUCCGAUUAUUCUCUCGCCAUGAUCAAGUCGAUUGACUCGAGCAGCGCUGUGCAGUACGCUGUUGCUUCGCCCACCCAUGCCAUCAACGACGCAGUAUUAGUGUUAAUUUCUUACUCUACCAACGAGACUACUAGCCGGGCUAGGCCUUUCACUCAUCGGAGAAGCUCGUCUCUGGCAUUUUUAAUUGACACACUCUCAUAUUUGCAUUCAGUAGAACUUGAAUGUGAAAUUCACAGCGAGUGUCUCGUCCGGUUCACAACUGAGUGACUCGCGAGAGAAAUCACUGAGUUUCCGACACACCACGACCUUAAACUUCAAGGAAACCCCAAUUCUCUCAUCGAGUAGACUCAACUCCUCACCAACUGAUCUCAACUGCUCAUCGCCACCAUUAUCAGCGACAGCGAUGAUUUUCACCAUUACUGGCUUUCCGUUCUAGCGCUUGGAGAGUGCAUAAAGAAAAUUUUUGUAC